AUUAUACUUUAAAUGAUAAAGCAGAGAAGUGCUUUAAUUUAAACAAAAAAUCCUAAAGAAAUAAAUUACCACAAAAUAUAGCAAAAACAACAACAAAGACAAAAAUGGCACAAAUUAUACAAAUGACAACUGAACAAUUACAACAACUCAUACAGUCUGUCCGAGCUACAGCUACAAGUGGCUGUAGUGAACCAAACUCUUCAAAUAUCAUCAAAUCCAAGGGAAAUUUUAGUAAUUGUUGUUCCCGUUUUGGCGGUGAACGAGAUCAUGAAAUAGUUGAGGAAUUCAUAACCUCAAUUGUUACAUACAAAGAAGUUGAAGCGAUAACCGAUGAAGAUGCUUUAAAAAGUAUAUCUUUAUUGUUUCAUGGCAUGGCCUCAACCUGGUGGCAGGGUGUACGCAAAGAAGUAAAAUCUUGGAAUGAUGCUUUAUCAUUGAUACGUGAUCAUUUUUCACCCACCAAACCAUCUUAUCAAAUUUAUGGUGAAAUUUUUGAACAAAAGCAGGAUGAGCGCAAAGCUAUAGAUACUUUUGUGUGUCAAAAAAGAGCUUUAUUGGCCCAAUUGCCCGAUGGUAGACAUGAUGAAGAAUGUGAAAUUGAUUUUAUUUAUGGUCUUUUAAAUAUCAAAUAUCGCAAAUAUAUUGCUCGUCAUGAUAUAAAAACAUUUAAAGAUUUAUUGGAAAGAGGUCGUGUGAUAGAGCAAAAUAUAAGAGAAGAUCAAGUACAAGUACGACAUGAAGUAAAUUCCGUUAGAGUUCCUAAGAGAUGUACAAAUUGCAAUUAUAGGGGUCAUACUUUUAGAGAAUGUCGUAAACGUAAAAAUACUAAUAAUGCUAGUCAUGGUGAUCCAAAGCGUCGUGCUAAUGACGCAAGAGAAGAAGAAGGAUUUUAUCCGAAUUGUAUGUGAACAGUUGAAUGGAUAAUAAACCUUAAACUGCCCUCCACCACCCAUAUUGAAUUUCUGUAUUAAAAUUCUUCAGAUUUAUUUUGAAAUAUAAUUUCAAUUAUUUAUUUAUUUAUUUUAUAUUUUCUAAUAAAUAAAAAAUUU
Lucilia cuprina (Australian sheep blowfly) is the source of this 1049-nucleotide messenger RNA. RefSeq names its product activity-regulated cytoskeleton associated protein 2-like. The coding region runs from base 105 to 908 and encodes 267 amino acids. The transcript has a single exon. The record is from RefSeq and is a predicted model, not a curated record. NCBI's taxonomy places the organism in Eukaryota, Metazoa, Arthropoda, Insecta, Diptera, Calliphoridae.